CCGCGAGCAUACUGUGGCAGCUUCAUACUGAGAUGAGACUUCUAAGUGUUGUAAUUGCUAAAGGAAUAUUUCACCGAUUUGCAUUUAGCUUUGUUUUACUAUAAUAGGUAUAUUUGAAGAAAAAUAAUAUGUUCCCAACCUCAGUUUCCACCUGAGUUGAGAAAUAUCUUCAUUCUUUUCUUUGUUACGUGGCCACCAGUGAUACUUGGUCCUGUUAGCGUAGCUGUUAGCAAAGAUGGCGGACACUGUUUACUGUUUUGAGGUUAGUUUACACAUGUUGCAUUUCAGGUUCUAAUUUAAACCAUGUCAUAUGCUCAAUCUCAGUAAACUCUUGAACUAUAUGCUGCGUCCAUAUCAUCGUUGCUUCUAAUCGGGGCCCCCCAGGUUGAGAUAUACAAUGAUGGAGGAAAAGAGAAACAAUACUUUUGCCAACGGAGCAGGCCCUGAGCUGAGAAAAUGCGACUCGGACACUUUUCAGUGUCCGGUUUGCCAUAAAAAGGGGAGCUACCCAAAACUUGUGGCUCACCUGCAGGGCCACCGACGGUCAAUUGUAGAGUAUGGUGGAUACAGUGUCUACAAAUGCCAGCUUGGCUGUGUGCAAAGCCACCAUUAUCACUGUGGCUUUUGCACAAAAGUCUUUGUGACAAAGGAGUUUUUUGUCCGUCACUUCAAAAUCUGCUGCAAGACAAAAACCACAAAUACUACUGCAAAUUUGGCAUUUACGGUGACUCCAGCAUCCACUCCAGCAGCUAUGGUGACUCCAGCAGCCACAGUGACUCCAGCGUCCACUCCAGCAGCCAUGGUGAUUCCAGUGUCCACGGUGACUCCGGCAGCCACAGUGACUCCGGUGUCCACGGUGACUCCAGCGUCCACUCCAGCAGCCAUGGUGAUUCCAGUGUCCACGGUGACUCCAGCAGCCACGGUGACUCCAGCGUCCACUCCAGCAGCCAUGGUGAUUCCAGUGUCCACAGUGACUCCGGCAGCCACAGUGACUCCAGCGACUCCAGCGUCCACUCCAGGAGCCAUGGUGACUCCGGUGUCCACGGUGACUCCAGCUUCCACUCCAGCAGCCAUGGUGAUUCCAGUGUCCACGGUGACCAUGGCGGCCCCAGCAGCAGACCAUCGCAAAAAAACAUGGUUGGUGGCGCGCAAAAAAACGGCGUGUUGUUUUUGUUGCAAACCAAUCCUUAGAAAAAACCUCAAAACACACAUUGAAAGGCAACACAAGGAAAAAUCAUCGGACAUAACAGCAAAUCACCACCUGAACUCUGUGUGUGUUGAUGGGAAAAGGGGAAUUUUUGCCGUGUCUAGAUCUUUCAAGGCUACUGCACACUAUAUCCAUGCCCAAAAAUGUACCUGGGGUAGUCACCACCAUGUGUCCUGCCAAUUGGAGACAUGUAACAGGGCAUAUGACAAUGCACUGCCAAGUGGGUUACUGGAGUUUGACUGUGUCCAUGUUCGGUCGUUGGCAUUUAGUCCUGUGACCACCACACCAGCUGUUUCUCUUGAUGAUGGGGUUCUCACAGACAUGCUGGAAAACAAGCGGUUAAGCCAAAACUGUGUGGCUGAAUGUCUGACAAGGAAACUGGCUGCUGAUGAUCAAGGUGCACCCCUUAGUGUGGUGGUAAACCUCGAAAAUGAACAGGGACACAUUUAUCUUUCUGUGUUUGAGCCACACAUUUCAUUGUAUUCUAGAUAUGGGAGGGUCAUGGUCCACUAUGACAAUUCAGACAACUCAUUGAGUUGCCCCUGCUCAGAACCCUGGACAUCUUGCCCACACAAAGCCAUAUCAAAGUGGCACCUGCACCAAUUAAGGCCUGACUUCUUUGUACAAAAUAUGGAUUGUCAAGAAGACUCCUCCGAUGCACCCAUGGAAGAUUAUGCACCCAUGGAAGAUGAUGCACCACCCGUGAAAGAUUAUGCACCCGUGGAAGAUGAUGCACAGCCUGAACAUGGUCUUUUGUAUCCCCCGGAAGGAAAAGCACUGGUUGAAAUGGUGGAUUACCUCAUUUCACAUAAAGCCCUGCCAGCAAACCUUCCGAGGAAUUUGAUUUCAUCAGAGGAUAUGCCAAGGCACUUAGUUCCCAAAGAGAACUUCUGUCACAAAUGUCCCGGCAAAGUUCCACUUUCUGGGGCGAUAGCCAUUUGCAAAAAUGCAAAGAUUGUAUCAGUCACUGGAAUUGUGGAGGGUAUAACUACAUAUUGUAAAUUAUGUGUCACAUGCAACACAUUUUAUCGAUACCAGGAGUGGACAGAUGGGCUACACAAUUUUAACGAUGGUGUCAUUUUGACACACCAUUUCUGCCUUUUCCUGAGGAACUCUGUACAGAACCAUACAGCAGUGGCGAGCGCUGUGGCGGCUUUACAAGCCACAAACAAAGAUAAAUAUCCAGACCACGACUCCAUACUUCACGGGUACCUUCAUUUUGAAGCUCUUUCAGCACAUGAGUAUUCAUUCUCUUGUGCGAGUUGUGGAAACCAUCCUCCUGUUGUCAUCAUGGAUUUGCAUAAGAAGGGAGUCCUCAGUGUGCCAAUGAGUGACCUUAAAGAGCCCCCAUCUGACUUUAAUGGCGAGGUCGACAUGGAAGACUUUUGGCAUUCUGUCAGCCAGGAAAUUAUUUGCAGAGGCUUUGUGAAGAGCAAUGCUGCAAACCCGUGUGGGGUACCUCCAUCGUAUCACAAAUGGGCACCAUGGAUAGGUCCUCACACCAGAGCCAGCAAUAUGGUGUUUAACAAGGAGUACAAGAAAGUCAAAGGCAGUAAAGGAUCCAACCCGCUAAAGCAGGCAGAGGUGGAUAGAUUGACAACUGAAGUAAUGGACUUAAAGGUUGAUUUACUGCGGACUUUAGUAAAACAGUGUGGCCUUGAUUCAUCUGGAUCAAAAAUGGAUCUUGUCAUCCGCUUGAGAGAACAGAUGAAAGGCCGCAGUACCUAUGACAAGGUGUUUCAGAAGGUCUGGGGUGCAUCAGGUGGCUGGGCUGUGAUAAUGUGUCCCUGUGGUGUUGUGAGUUCAGUGAAGUUCAAUAUCCGAGCAGAAAGUCCACAGGAUUAUGCAGACAUGCUGCUCUGCUACAAACACCUGCCAAAUGUAGUCAUGGCCUCACCUCAAAUUCUGGACUCCGCCAAGAAGGGAGAAAUGGAAAAAAAACUGCCCUGGGUAAACUUGCGGAAGAGGCCUGCAGACAUAAAUGCACACCCAGACCCAGGAUCUGCAGAUCACUAUGCACUAUAUGACACAUUUCAUGAGGCAAACAUGAAAGACCUAAAAGACUGCCUCGGAAAAGUUGGUCUUGUCCCAGAAGCCCGUGGAUGGGUGAAUUCCCAAACAGCAGAACAAUUGUUCUCCAAAAUGAGGAAAAACAAUCAUUUUCUGAGCAUGAUGUCCCCAGGAAGCCAUGUCUUUCUCAUGAGAUGUAUGAUUCAUCAUCAUAAUCUGACAAUAAAUGAGAAGACACUAACAGAUCUUCAGGAAAUAUCGACAGAGGACAUUGCCACAGACAGGGCUGGACUGGGACCAGAAAAUAGCCCUGGCAUUUUAGGCUUUGGCGGCUCACCAUGAUUAUUUAACUACAUGUGGGGGCACAUGACAUGUGGCAUGUUGAAAAAUGGCUAUCAAACCUGGAAAUCAUGAUGUUCUCAUGAUGUCUUUUAAGUUUUAAUGAUGAUUUUUUUUGUCAAAUGGAGCAAAGAAACCAGACAAUAUUCACAUUUAAGACAUGUUUGUAUUACAAUAACGCUAAUUAAAUUCAGUGUCAUCGAUUUUGUUGAAUCGCCAAAUAAAUACAUGGAAUAAAAUGUAAUAGAUGACAUUAAAAACAGUAAACAGUUGUUGCAAUUGACAACUUUAUUCAACGUUCUAGUAUUAUCAACUUUUGAGAGUUAGGACAUUUUGUCUGGGUCUUCUGUUUAUAUCAUUAAUAAUUCAUUGAACAAACAUGGAGGCAUCACAUUCAUGUUCAACUGAAAGGAAAAAAUGACUGUAAAACAAUGUUUUCUAACUUUUACCCGAGGUUUGAGUCUCUGAGCUUCUACUUGAUAGAAAAGUGUAAAUGUGAGUCACAGGAACAAUGUUAAUGUAGUCACUUAUUUAGGUCUGAAUAAAUAAGUGAAGGACAGAAGCGAUUAAUUUCUUUAAUUAAAUGUAUUGUGUAUGUUUUCUAAAAUGUCUCCACUCUGUUUCAAACAAAGACAACACCAUCUCCACAUCCAACCACAGUGAGCGAUGCAACCAAUCGCAAUCAUUUUUUUCAAUUGACGGCCCUAAUAUAUAUUUUUAACAACACCACUAGUAAAUAUAAUAAACGUGUAAAUAA
Solea solea (common sole) is the source of this 4313-nucleotide messenger RNA. RefSeq lists its product as uncharacterized. The transcript has 10 exons. Bases 398 to 3559 code for a protein of 1053 amino acids. NCBI's taxonomy places the organism in Eukaryota, Metazoa, Chordata, Actinopteri, Pleuronectiformes, Soleidae. The record is from RefSeq and is a predicted model, not a curated record.